This is a messenger RNA of Microplitis mediator, 2247 nucleotides long. It is a transcript of the gene Hou, whose product is annotated as glucose-induced degradation protein 8 homolog. Lineage: Eukaryota; Metazoa; Arthropoda; Insecta; Hymenoptera; Braconidae. Gene Ontology annotation, biological process: proteasome-mediated ubiquitin-dependent protein catabolic process. Gene Ontology annotation, molecular function: protein binding. The record is from RefSeq and is a predicted model, not a curated record. The transcript is spliced from 4 exons. Gene Ontology annotation, cellular component: nucleus; cytoplasm. Bases 298 to 975 code for a protein of 225 amino acids.
GAAAACAGAACGAAUCAUAUAUGUACACAAACAUACAGUGACGUUGAAUUUGUUUUGACCUACGUAUCUUUAUUAUGUACAAAAAUAUAAUAUCGUAUGUAAUUUCUCAUCGUAGUUUAUAAAAAACUAAGAACUUAAUUAAUUAUUUUUCUCGUGAACUUGAUUUUAAAUAAAAAGUUUUGAAAUUUAAAUAACAUCCAUGAUAAUUCUUUGUAAUUUUGCAAUUCGUCAUUGGAUGAGUAAACAAAAUUGAGAUAAAACUUGGACUUGUGCUCAUUAAUUUGGUUUAAAAAUUUGAUGGAUAAAAAAAACGGGAAUUCAAAGGAUGAAUGGGGAGCAGAAGUUGGCUCUCACAUCCAACGAGUCUCUAUGAAUAAUUUAAUCAUGAAUUAUUUAGUGACAGAAGGAUUCAAGGAAGCAGCUGAAAAAUUUCAGCAAGAGUCUGGAGUUGGUCCGACAAUUGAAUUGAAUUCUAUGGAUGAUAGGAUUCGUAUCAGAGACGCUGUACAAAAUGGACGUAUCCAAGAAGCAACUGAUUUAGUCAAUCAACUUCAUCCGGAGUUACUUGACAAUGACAGAUAUUUAUACUUCCAUCUGCAGCAAUUACAUUUAAUAGAAUUAAUAAGAACUGGACGGAUUGAAGAAGCGUUGCAGUUUGCCCAGGAACAAUUAAGUGAAGCUGGUGAAUCAGAUGACAAUAUUCUGAGUGAAUUAGAAAGAACUCUUGCUUUAUUAGCUUUUGAAGAACCACAGAAAAGUCCAUUUAGUGAUUUACUGCAUCCAUCUCAUAGACAAAAGAUUGCUAGUGAAUUAAAUACAGCUAUUUUGAAAAUGGAACACAGAGAAUCAACAAACCCGAGAUUAAAUAAUUUAUUGAAAAUGAUUCUAUGGGCGCAAGAUGAAUUAGAUAAGAAAAAAGUCAAAUAUCCAAAAAUGACAGAUUUAGGAAGUGCGACUAUUGAAAGUCCUAAGUAACCGAAUUCAAAUAAGGACUGUCGAGGGCAAUCUCAGACAGUGCCUCACUUUUUAAAAAUAUGCAAUAACUUUAAACUGUCAUAAGCAUAUCAAAAUACUAUUAAUUAAUUUAAAAAAAAAUUAAAACCUCAAUUGAAAAAAGAGCGACGUCGUUGCAAUUUCGCCGAGACAUAGAAUUUUAAAAAAUUACUUACAGUUGUCAUCGAUUAGGAGUUAAACAAAAUUUAAAAUUCGAAUUAUAAAAUUGACAAGAAUUUACUGAAAUUUAUUUUCCGAAUUUCGUUUGACUCCCGAUUGAUACCAACCAUAAGUAAUUUUUUUUAAAUCUCUCAGCAAAAUUGUUCUUUUUUCAAUUAAUGUUUCAAUUCUUUUUUAAUUAAUUAAUAAAAUUUUAAUGCGCUUAUAACAGUUGUCAUUGACAAUUUUUAAAAAAUGGGGACACUGUCUGAGAAUGCCCUUAAAUAAAUCGAGAUCUAUUCAAUAAUAAUAUUAGUUUGAAAAUCAUUUAUAUAUAUAUUUAAUAUUAGUAUUAGCGUUAAAUGUAGCUCAGGAUUUUUUCACGUGGAAAAUAACUAAGGGUCAUUUAAAUAUCAGCUAUAUUAUUAUUUGUUUCAAUCUAGAUUAGUUUUUUUCUUCUUGUUCAUCACAAUGUAAAUUAUUUCACCUGUAUUCAAUUUGCGUAAAAUAAUAUUUGAAUACUAAAAGAAAAAAAAUAAAUUAUGAAAUACUACUUGAGAAAUUGUGAAAUAUUAUUUAAUAUAAAGACUCUAUAAUCGUCGAUAAUUGUAUCAUAUCGUACAUGGUAAUUAAAACUAAACACUAGAAAUGUAUUCAUUGUAGAUAUAAUAUAAGAAAUAUUCAAAUAUAAUAAAAAAAAAUUUAAUUACUAUCUUAUUACAAAAGUUCCAACUUUUAAAUAUUUAUAAUUACAAAUAAGUAAUACAAUAUAAAUGAUAUUAAAAUUAUAUUAUAGCUAUAAAAUUGAUUUAUUUAUUUAUUUAUUAUGAAUAUUUAUUUGAUAACCUAUACUAAAACGGAAAUGUUUUGAAAUACAAAUUCAUGUGAGCGUCGAUAUCGCGUUACUAAUUCAAAAGUGACAUAUUUUUAUACGCCUUGAGUUUAGAUUAAUCAAAAGGGCGUAUAACUUUUUUUUAAUUGCAAGUCAUAUUGUAAGUUUAUUCUGAAAGUGAAAGUUUAAAAUAAACAUUUGAGCGCCAAAAGGGAGUAAAUUACGUACCUGAAGAUUGGUAAGGUAAGAGACCUAGUACCCGA